AUGUAUCCUUCUAAGUUCUUCUUCAUCAUGAUCAGCGUCCUAGCCCACUUCUCACUGUCCAUCCGUCAAGCCCAGGCUCAGUGCCCUACGGCAAAAGUGGACCAAAAUGAUUGUGUAAUAGCGAGUCGCAUGAUUCAAUUUGGGACUGAUGACUCAAUUGUUAAGGGUGAAUCAAAAAUCGUUGUCCGCUAUGGAGGAUGCCUUGUGACACUGGACAAGGUCACUUGUGGAACUUCAAAACUACCAAGUGCGAUCAACCUGCAAGAUUGUAUAAGUUCAAUUCCAAAGUUCUUUGGAACACAAAGUAAUGUAGAGAUCAGGAUCACGACCAAGACAUGUAGUGUCUAUCUUAAAUCCUCUAAUCGAAUGUUUCUUCCAGAGUCAACAAUGCAAAACAAAUAUAAAUAG
Molecule: messenger RNA, 408 nt
Organism: Puccinia graminis f. sp. tritici CRL 75-36-700-3
Lineage: Eukaryota; Fungi; Basidiomycota; Pucciniomycetes; Pucciniales; Pucciniaceae
Exons: 7
Coding region: 1-408 (135 amino acids)
Source: RefSeq, a predicted model, not a curated record